This is a messenger RNA of Homalodisca vitripennis (glassy-winged sharpshooter), 633 nucleotides long. RefSeq names its product transcription initiation factor TFIID subunit 10-like. Gene Ontology annotation, cellular component: nucleus; SAGA complex; transcription factor TFIID complex. The coding region runs from base 174 to 560 and encodes 128 amino acids. Gene Ontology annotation, biological process: transcription initiation at RNA polymerase II promoter. Lineage: Eukaryota; Metazoa; Arthropoda; Insecta; Hemiptera; Cicadellidae. Gene Ontology annotation, molecular function: protein heterodimerization activity; RNA polymerase II general transcription initiation factor activity; promoter-specific chromatin binding. The record is from RefSeq and is a predicted model, not a curated record. The transcript has 5 exons.
CCGUCAGCUGUGUUAGUGUUUGUUGUUCACAGCUUCGCAAGUCGACGUCAUUCAUUGUGUUUGUUGAUUCGUGCUGGUAGUUUAACUGUCUUGUUGUUCUAAGUUAAACAUUUCUUGCUGUCAUAAUUUAUGAUAGUGGUAUAAAAGUCCUACUAAAAAGUUCUACAAGCAAAAUGAACACUGGAGGAGAUGUAAAACCGAACUUGAACUCUCUGCAACAGGCUGAGGGGGACGCAGUGAUGGGACCUCAGCCAUUGUCGGACUUUCUGCAGCAGCUCGAGGACUACGUUCCUACUAUACCUGACGCAGUGACUGCCUCUUAUCUCAACUCUGCAGGUUUUGAUGGCUCCGAUCCCAGAGUUAUCCGUCUCAUUUCUUUGGCGGCUCAGAAAUUUAUCUCGGACAUCGCCAACGAUGCUCUUCAACAUUGCAAGGUCCGCAGCUCCAGCCAGACCAAGAGCAAGGGCAAGGACCGUCGCUACACUCUCACCAUGGAAGACCUCACUCCUGCUCUUGCUGAAUAUGGCAUUCAAGUGCGCAAACCGCACUAUUUUGUUUAAUUUUGUCACUAUGAAUUUCCUUAAUAAAUCCUAUUAUGUAUAUUUAACCUAAUAAAGCUUUUUGUUACAUUUA